This is a messenger RNA of Eucalyptus grandis, 1803 nucleotides long. RefSeq names its product phytosulfokine receptor 1-like. The transcript has 2 exons. NCBI's taxonomy places the organism in Eukaryota, Viridiplantae, Streptophyta, Magnoliopsida, Myrtales, Myrtaceae. Gene Ontology annotation, molecular function: protein binding. The record is from RefSeq and is a predicted model, not a curated record. The coding region runs from base 855 to 1700 and encodes 281 amino acids.
CUAGUUCCUACAUCAUGGCUAAAUGUCUUAUCUUUUCUCAUGGCCUGAGCUUUCCUUCUUCCUCCUCUCCAAGCUUAGUCUCUUGCUUGCCAAUGGGAUCGUCAACUUUCCAGGGAAAAAGACACUAAAAAUAUCAUAAUUUUUGCAAAAUACCCAUUUUAGUGCUAAAACUUUUCCUAACUGAAUUUAGCUGGGCUAUAGAGAACGUGGGUGCUCACUCCCAUUACUCCAUGAUGUCUCCUUUUACGUUACGGUCGAUUUUUUACCCCUAUUUUAACAUGGUCUUAGGUGAAGUUGUCUUAUGGCUUUUGCGGAUGGAGAUUUCAAGCAUUUUUGGGUUGCAGACUCAUGUCACCAAUACCAGCAACGGUAUCAAACUUGAUGGCACUUCUCAUUCCUCUCUGCUGCUGUUCUCUCAAUCUAGUGCCAAGUCUUUCCACCCUCAAACGCGAGGAUAUCAUGACGUCAUUUCUGCCAUGCAGUCAGAACAAAAACCAUUUGAUACAGAUUCUGAUCCCUUUAGUACUUUGUUGUGCCAAAGAAGGAGAGAGAAGUGCAGACUACAAAAAAGUCAGAAGAAAAUGUGCCACCAAGUGGUCAGGGCAUAGUCUCCACUCUCUCUGUCUCUCCUUUUUUAAGUGACCAAGACAACUCUUUUCUUACUCAGAUCAACCAGUCAUCUUCGAAGAUGUAGAAUUAUUUACGGUUUGUUCUCCUUACUCCUGUUCUUUCUGCUAUACAAGUCAAGUCAAUGGUUGGCUUCACUCCCAAUCUAUCAUCAUGCUCUGAAGACAGAUUAUGUGAACCAUAUAAUCUCGAACCUAGUUGCUGCCUGCUGCUAUCACUUGCCUGCAAUGGAAUACUCAACUUCCCGUUUAGCCUUCAUCUUUCUGGCUAUCGUUUGCAAGGCUUAUAUAACCAAAAGCCAGAAUCUGUCUUGCAAUUCCAAUGACUUAAUGGCACUGAACGGUUUUCGCAAGUGUGUGGCCUCAUCUGUUGAUGGCUGGGGUGCUAAUCCUGACAGUGAAUGCUGCUCUUGGGCUGGAAUCACGUGCGAUAACGCCACCGCGACACAAAGGAGGGUGAUUGGCUUGGAUCUUCAUGGCAGAGGACUUGCCGGGGAAAUAUGUGAAUCCUUGGCCGAUUUGGACCAGCUGAGCACUCUUAAUCUUUCCCACAACAACCUCCGUGGUGUUCUUCCAGAUAAACUCUUUCAGAUGCAGAAUCUCGAGGUCCUUGAUUUGAGUGGGAACGAAUUCGUGGGCUUCUUUCCUCUUCACAUCCACCUACCCCAUAUAAGGAUUUUGGAUGUCUCAGAUAAUUUCUUGGUAGGUUCUCUCGCGUCAACAAUAUGUGACAGAUCACACUCUAUUGAGUCACUCAAUUUCGCCGAAAAUCGGUUCCAUGGAGAAGUUCCUGGGAAUUUUGGCGACUGCACUUCUCUUCAGCGUCUCUUCCUCAAUGGGAAUAGUCUAUCAGGGAGCUUGCCGGAAAGACAGUUCCAACUCAAGCACCUGCGCGAGCUCCAAUUUCAGAACAACGGCUUUUCAGGACUGCUGCACGAAAGGAUUGAUAAUCUCUCUAAUGUUGUCAAGAUUGAUUUGUCUAACAAUCUGUUUUCUGGAGUACUUCCAGACGUUUUCGGGGCUCUUCAGAAGCUUGAGCACUUCACUGCCGAGUCAAAUAAAUUCUCUGGUUGAAUGUUCUAAAUCUCGCGUAUAAUCACUUAAGUGGAGCGAUUCCUUCUAGCUUCCAAAACCUCCAGGCACUUACACGGCUAUCUCUUUCAAGAAAUGAAAUUAG